This is a messenger RNA of Galendromus occidentalis (western predatory mite), 2475 nucleotides long. RefSeq lists its product as uncharacterized. Lineage: Eukaryota; Metazoa; Arthropoda; Arachnida; Mesostigmata; Phytoseiidae. The coding region runs from base 1 to 2475 and encodes 824 amino acids. The transcript has 10 exons. The record is from RefSeq and is a predicted model, not a curated record.
AUGGACACAUCGACGAAGUCAGGCCAUUGGCCUAGAAUACUAGUCCUGUUGGGAUUAUUUGUGGUGACCGGAAACGCUCAACAAGACGGACACUGCAGCUAUCCUGGCUCACCAGCCCAUUGUGAAGUGACGUUCUCGGAUUCCGAGCUCCCAGUAGGAUCAACUGCUUCGUAUCACUGCGAUCCUGGGUACGAGCUCCUGGGUCCAGGAACGCGACGCUGCGUCGACAAUGGCACCUGGGUGCCAAGCGGAAUACCGUUUUGUGUGCUCAACGUGGCAGCCGGAAAAGCGCCGCUACAAUCCUCAACAAUGGGAGGUGGAAUCCCGCAGAAAGCCGUCGAUGGAUCCACUUCGCCAUUCUUCAACCCAGACACCUGCUCACUGACGGAAUCCGAGGCUACCCCUUGGUGGUACGUCAACUUGCUCGAACCCUAUGUCGUGCAGCUGGUCCGCGUCGACUUUGGGCAGAGCUGUUGUGGAAACCAAGGCCCCGCCACCAUCGUUGUCCGUGUCGGGAACAACCGUCCAGAUUUGGGCGUUAAUCCUAUCUGCAACAAGUACACCGGUUUCAUCGAGGAAGGCAGACCGCUGUUCUUACCGUGCACCACCGCAAUGUCCGGCGCGUUUGUCAGCGUCCAUUUCCUCUCGAAUCCCGAGCAUCCUCUCUCGCUCUGCGAGUUCUUCGUCUACACCGACCAGGCGCUUCCGGUCGAACGGUGUCCCUCGUUCCGAGAUCAGCCGCUCGGCUCGGUAGCGACUUACAAUGGAAAAUGUUACAUUUUCUAUAAUAACCAACAACUGGACUUCGCCGAGGCAAACGCUACCUGCGGAGAGCGAGGGGGAUCGCUCGUCGAUGAAACCUCGCCCGCUCUCCAAGGUUUCCUGUCUUGGGAGCUCUACAGAAGGCAUCGUACCGACCCGCGAGCUCAAUACUGGAUGGGAGCAACGCGGGAUCCUGAUGAGUUCAAUUGGACUUGGCUAAACGGCGGUAACAUGACCGUCUCCUUCUGGAAUGGCCCUGUGGGCGACGAAAACUGCGCAAAGUUCGAUGGUUCCCGCGGAUGGUUGUGGAGUGACAGCGACUGCAGGAACAAGAUCAACUUCAUCUGUCAGCACAGGCCAAAGACCUGCGGCAAACCUGAGCGACCACCGAAUUCUACGGUCUUAGCAUCGAGUUAUGAAGUGGGAUCAGUCAUCGAAUACAAGUGCGACCCAGGGAAUCUCCUAAUCGGACCCAACAUCAGAACUUGUCUCCCGAGCGGAUUCUUCUCGGAAUAUUCCCCCCGCUGCAAGUACAUCGAAUGCGGACGGCCCGCGCCAACCGCUAACGGCCAGCUGGAACUGGCCAAGGGAACUACACAUUACCUGAGCACGGUGCAAUACAGCUGCAACCUGGGCUUCGUUCUUGUUGGUCGGGCGCAGCUGGUCUGUGACGUCGACGGCAGGUGGAACGGACCUCCCCCUAGAUGCGAACCGAUCGUGUGUCAAGAACCACCGCACUUGGAGAACGGACGCUUCCAUUUAUCAUCCUUGUCGCAAAUAUUCGGAACGACCGCGGACUACGUCUGCGAUAAAGGUUACGAUCUGGAAGAGGGAACAGCCUCGAGACUGAAGUGCGGGGCCGACGGCUAUUGGGAAGGUGGAGUCCAUCCUCGCUGUAUCCGACGAGUUGUCACGAUCCCACCCACGGUCGCACCUGAAACCGAAGCGCCGACUGAAGCUCCGACAGCGGCCCCGUCGACCACCGUGAGGAUUCAUCCAGAUUUCGAGCCGUCCAACGGCAUUUUCCACUCGACCGCGACGUUCAACAGAUUCCCGCCUCACUUCCCGACCGAGUACUCAACGACGUCGACCACAACUUCGACCACGCCGCCAACCACCGUGUACCAGAAGCCGAUCCAGACGGCUCGACCACGACCGAGACCUCCUUCGAUCCUUCCGCGCCAUCGCAAACCUACUCUGGCGCGACUUCCUACCACGAGCGAUCCCAAUCUGGAAAAUGAGAUCCUCCACGCCGAGGAUUCCCGAACUAUCCACGUCAGCCAGGCUCCUUCGGCAUCCGCUCGCUUGAAUAUGGGAGGCUUCAUCGCUCUGGGCGUGUUCGGAGGCUUCGUGGUUCUCUCGGCCAUCAUCACGAUCAUCGUCCUGAUUGUUCGAAGAAGUCCAAAAGGUUCUCGCAAGACAACUGUAGCGCGGAACUUGGACCAUAUCUACGGGGGCCAUCCAGACCUAUUCACGGCACACCCUCCCUUCCCACCGUCGCACCGCAUUUCGCCGGUUUACUGUCCGGACGAGACCGAUACCGUCAGUACAGGGGCUGAUGACUCCGCGGUGCUCCACAAGAACUACAAAAGGGCGUGGGACAAUCUGAAAGUCGACCUGCAGGACGAGAACCCCCGACGGGAUGAGGAGCAGCAUGGCUUCAGGAGACCCAAAGGGGCUUGGACGUACGCUCCGGUCACCAGGCACGAUUGA